Habropoda laboriosa is the source of this 290-nucleotide messenger RNA. RefSeq lists its product as uncharacterized. The coding region runs from base 31 to 285 and encodes 84 amino acids. The transcript has a single exon. Lineage: Eukaryota; Metazoa; Arthropoda; Insecta; Hymenoptera; Apidae. The record is from RefSeq and is a predicted model, not a curated record.
GUUGACUAAUAAAAUUACCCAAAAUAUAAUAUGGGGGACGAAAUAUCGAUAUUUUUGGUGGUGGUUCUCGCGAUUGGAGGUUUAAUGAUGAUGAGCGCACUGCUGGCUUGCUACGCUUGUAUCUUUCGAGACUUGUGCUGUAGGCCAGAGGACAGAUCGAAAAGGAGGCGUCCUCAGAGUCCCCAUCAUGAACACGAUGACCCUAAUAGACCCAGACUGGAUGCAAUACUCUUAAACGAUAUUACACAAGGAGAAAGUAUGCCUACGGAGUCUGAAAAGGUCUAAUUAAA